AUGGCAGAAGAGGGACAAGUGAUUGGUUGCCACACUGAGGAGGCCUGGAGUGAACAACUCCAGAAGGGCAACGAUUGCAACAAACUGAUUGUUGUUGAUUUCACCGCUUCAUGGUGUGGACCGUGCCGUUUCAUUGCUCCUUUCCUGGCAGAGUUGGCUAAGAAACUGCCUAAUGUUACCUUCCUCAAGGUGGAUGUGGAUGAGUUGAAGUCGGUUGCUACAGACUGGGCUGUGGAGGCAAUGCCAACUUUCAUGUUUCUGAAAGAAGGGAAAAUUGUGGACAAGGUUGUGGGAGCGAAGAAAGAGGAGCUGCAGCAGAAAAUUGCCAAGCACGUUAGCACUGCUAGUGCCUAA
Ilex paraguariensis (yerba mate) is the source of this 354-nucleotide messenger RNA. NCBI's taxonomy places the organism in Eukaryota, Viridiplantae, Streptophyta, Magnoliopsida, Aquifoliales, Aquifoliaceae. The record is from the annotation of a GenBank genome assembly.